Brassica oleracea var. oleracea is the source of this 693-nucleotide messenger RNA. RefSeq lists its product as uncharacterized. The record is from RefSeq and is a predicted model, not a curated record. NCBI's taxonomy places the organism in Eukaryota, Viridiplantae, Streptophyta, Magnoliopsida, Brassicales, Brassicaceae. The transcript has a single exon. The coding region runs from base 4 to 693 and encodes 229 amino acids.
AGAAUGAAGAAGCAGACAAAAAUAAACUCAGUCUUGGAGAAGAAACUUGAAGAACUCGAGUAUCUAAGUGAAUCACUCACUGUUGAUGAAGAUGAUCCCAGUGUCUACCGCGAUAUCGAACUCCGAGUUAUCUUCGCUAAGACCCUUUUAGCGGCUGAGAUUUCGUCGCGACCGCCAACGGAGACAGAAGGAGAAGAAGUCAGUGAAGAAAGGCUGAAACUUGGUUGCAUGGCUAAGAGGUUAAAAGAACUCGAAGAGGCUUUUACAACCAAUCGAUUCUCCGGUCGUGAUGAUGAGAGUAUGGAUAGUAAUGAUGGUGUUGGCGAUGGUGAAGCCGGUUCGGUUUACUCGUGGGUGAAUUCUUGUCAGGAGGAACUUGGUAAAGCAGAGGAAGAGAAGGAGGAGGAGGAGAAGUUGCUAUUGUUUCAAGAUGCUUCAUCGGAGGAGAAGAAAGGAGAUGAAGACGCUGAGCAGUGGCCAUUGUUUCAAGAUGCGUCAUCGGAGGAGAAGACAGAGGUUACGUUUCCAGCAGUACCGGUUAAGGAAGAGGUGGUGGUUAGAGAAGUGAUAGAGAAGAGGCGGUUUGCUUUUAUGGAUUUGAUCUGUUUCGGUUUAAUGAGUUUGAUUAUAACUUUACUAUUAGGGUAUAUUGGUGAUAUCACAGAGGAAGAUCCUUUUCUUACCCCUACUUAG